CUUCGUUACUGCUUCCCAGCCUCCCAGCUAAAUCAGUGCCACGCUCCGAGGACUGAUAGUUCUGAGCAGGAGCGCCGCUUUGGAGGAGAAAUGGACGCAUUUAGGGUUUCUGCUGAAAGGUGCGAGCCUGCAGGAGCUGGUGUGCCCUAACGCUGUACACAAUGAUCUGAGCAGCCCCCCCUGUGAGGGAUUACACAGCUCAGUCCCACCCCUCCAUCUGACAUCAAUCCAAAACUCUCCCGGGACAGAGGCGGGAGCACAGCAACAGAUUCUGUUCUCCUGCCCAGCAGAGAAGCCCCCAUGGCUGUGGGACGUCCCAGCAGCAGUUCAGCAUCAUCUGCCAACACUUCCAAAGUCUUCCUCACUUCAGAGCUGGAGAAGAUGCACACACUUCCUGGGCCUUGCUGAGACGAAGAGGCUGCUUCUGGAAGAAAGGCAUAUGGAAGGAAGAGCAAAGACCACGGCGGGGGUCUCCUUUUGGACCCCUGCUCCUUUACGCGCCUCACCCAGCAGCACCGAGGAUGCGUGGGAGGAAGAGGAUGAAGAGCAGGCUCAGAGAGAGGAUGACUUUGUGGGCCACAUGGACGUGAAUGGCAUCAUCGGGCUGCCAGAGGCUGUGUGGGGAACGCCGUCACCCGCUGACCCAGAACCAGCAGAGGAGGAUCUUCAGCCGUCACAUGAUGACUUGGUGAUUCGUACAGAGGUGUGGACCAACAGAGAAGGCGAACAGAGGAGGAGCAGGAAUAGAGAGGAGCAUCCUCUCAGUGGAGUCUCCCAAUCCCCCGCCACAGACUUGCUUUGGACCCGCCUCCUCCAUUUCUCUGCUGAGGAAUUUGCUGCAGUCCCAGGAAUCGCAGCAGAGCCGUGUCCUGAGUCCAGCAUCAGCGAUUCGAGCCUCAAGUCGGACUCAGAGGUGGCUGGGGCUUCACCACGGCCAGCAGCAUCCUCUUCUGAACACGCCGCAGCAGAUCCAAGCUGCAGCUUCAGCAGCAGCUCUAGAGAAACGGCAGCAAAGCAGGAGGAGGUCAGGGCACUGCAGACCUCGUCACCCUGCAAGCCGAGACCUCACGGUCCCAACACCAGACUCUCUAAGACCCUCCGAGCCUUCAGCCCGUUCGAGACCGACUCCGGAUCCAAACAGCGGAAGCCAACAGAGGCUGCUGCUGAAUCCAGUUCCAGAAAAGGAUCUCUGUAUUAUCCCACACCAGACCUCUCCAAGGUGGAGCCCAGAGUCUGUUUCCCCAAAAGUGUCUAUAAGCCCCCGAGGAGCAGAAAAGCCUUGAGGAGGACAUCAGCCUCGCCCGAGCCUCCGUUAAUGUUCAAAUCUCCAGCUGAAAUCGUUAAAGAAGUCUUACUGAACAGCCCGGCUGGUCCCUGCACCCCCCCAGAUGGUAACGGAUCCCCGGCUGUGAGCACCACCGUCCCCCCCGACUUCAGGUGCAGGCUGCAGGCGUCCGCUCUGCUGGAACAGCUCCAGGACGAACACGACAGACUGCUGACUAAGUACGCCGAGGCCGAGAACACCAUCGAUCGUCUGCGCCUGGAAGCCAAGGUGAAUCUGUAUGCUGACCCUCCAAAAGCAGGCCGCUUUCUACCUUCAGGACCAAACAAUGUUGCUUCAAAACUCCUAAACCUGGAUUUUUCUGGGGCUCAGCUCAUCUCUCCUUACUGCUGUCGCAGUCAUCAGGCAGAGGGUUCAGACGGCCGGCCUCUCAGCAGAAAAGCAGAACCUCAGCAGCUCGCCGGUUCCCUCUUUAGCCAGACUGAGAAGUUCCUCCAGCAGCUGCAAACCUUUGAGAAUCUCCUGAAGAGGGGAAAACUCAAACCUGCAGAAGAAGCAAAGGGCUUCUGCCAGCUAGCUGAAGGCCUGAACUCUCUGGAGAGUGGAUACCUUUUAGCGUUGGAUGAACACAAACGGCUGCAGCGGAGCGGAGCAGAAAUCUGCCCCUUAGACCCGGAGCGCGAGUUGGAAGGGCUGAUUUUUCAGUGUGAGCUUCACCUGGAGGAGCUGAGGGAGCAGGUGGAACACUCGCACGGCUCUGAGAGGGCGGAGACCCCGACUCCACAGAGUCCGUCUGAUGGCUUUGGGGUUCAUCGAGCUGAAGCAACCAAAGAGGUGGGGGGCGCAGCCAGCAAACUGAGAGAACACAAGGAAGUGGGUGGUGAAGAAACUCUCAGUUCUCCGUACCCGAGACCUUGGGUUGAUGAACAGCAGUUCAUGAUCCAGGACUUCCCAAAGCCAAGGGAUUGCCAUGGGGGCUGUCCUGAAGAAGACCCCCUCUCUGCUGCCUUCAAAACUGGCCUGCAGCGUGGAGGCGUGGAAGCAGAGCAGCGAGCCGGAGGAGCUGAAGGACGAAGACAGAAAGCCGACUCACGGGGACCAACUUCAGAUCAUCAGGAUCACGACGGCGGCGCAGGAAGACGCCACAGUCCCGGGUCCAGCCUUCCAGGAUGCAGCCAGGCCUCAAAGCUCCCGGUUCCUCUGGGCCGUCACGUCAGGAGGCCGGAGUCCCACAGCAGCAGCUCGAGCAGCAUGGUGGACGUGGAGCCGCCGGAAAACAGGAGCUCGAAGGCUAGCGGGGCCCCCAGGAGACCCGUCGCACAGGAUGGGGUCGUCUCUCCAGAGACCGACAGCGGGUUCGUGGGCUCAGAGAGCAGCCGCCUCGCUCCUGCUGAAGCUCCCUGCUCUGUCCACCAGAGGGCCACAGAGAGAGUUUCAGCAGAGGAGGAAAAUCCAGAACGGUGUCAGCCAGGUCCAGCUGCUGCAGCUCACGUUUCCUCCACUUCGUUCAGUCGGGUGGUUCAGAAGCCCAGAGGGGACCUGCGGGAAAAAAGGACCAGAUCGGGUCAGAGGAGGCGCACCUGUUCACAGCAGAACAGGGUCAGAGAGGGAGAACCCAGCAGAGCAGGCCGUGGAUCCAGUGGUCCGGUUCCCGGCAGUGACAGUGCCGAGUCUGAAUCGGAAUUGGAUCAGAGCAACACAGGAACCCUGAACUCCCUCCACACACCCCCCUCAGGCUCCUCCAGCACCACCCUGCGUCACCACGGCGACCCUCUGAGAGCCAAGAGCUCCAGCCAGGUUGCAGACGCUGCGAUCCAGACGCUGCAGGCGGAGGUGAGCAGACUGAGGGACAGAGUGGAGAGCUGCAUGAGGAGCCAGAGGCCGUCCCACUCUGACAGAGCAGCUCCUCAAACGCACAACUGCUGUCAUCUGAACGUCUCAGCGCCUCCCACCAGGUCUGCAACAAAGUCCAGCCACGUCAGACAAACAGCUGAUGAGGGUGAAGAUGACGAGGACCUCAGACCCAAAACGUGGGAGAGAUCAUCUUCUGGACUAAGAAGAAAGCCUCAUCACCACUUCUCAUUGAGCUCAGACGGGCAGCUCUCCUCGCCGCCUCAGACUCCCCCAUCCAGACGCACUCAAACGUCUGCAGCAUCAGGCCGCUGUCGCACAGCUGCCGUUCACAGCAAAACCACACAGACAUGGAAGAGCAUCCCCUGUGACCGAACCGAUGACGCAGACGGCACAGACCAGCAUCAUCUUUGUCUUCAUUGUUUGUCGAGUCUCAGAGGACGCCCUGAGACCUUCACAGGCAUCUCUGCUCCGGCUGGACCUCUUGGUGGAGACAGAGAGCAGAGGUGGCCCUCCUGUUUUCAUCUGUGUGGACCCCGAGACCGCCUCAGAUGCCCUCAGAGAGGCUACAACGUUUCCCUGUCAUCAGACCGUCACAGAGAAGAGCUUCGCUCAUCCCCGAAUCCCCGAGCAGGAGAGUCUCCUGAUGGAGCAGCGAGCAGUACAUCCAUCGGAGCUUCACCUGUCCAGCUGCACUGCUGCAGAUCUGUGGCCCCCCCGCAGCUCCUCUUGUACUCUUCGCCUGUUUUCCUGCUGCCCACCAAGAUCCCAGAUGAAUCCCGGGGGACCGAAGGCUCUGAUGGCAGGAGGGGGAGGAGCCGGCGGUGCUGGGAGGCGGACCGGCGCUUGGACAGUUCUCUGAGCAGAGCCAUCAGAGCGGCCCGGCUCAUGAAGCACACCUCCAGACACAUGGCUCACUCUCUGGCUGCAGGCCUGCAGCACCAGCAGCUGCUGGCUCAGUCCUGCAGCUACUAGUUAACCCCUUCACCGCCAGAGUGAAGAACCCAAAAACAACAACACAAGGACUAAAGUCAAUAAAAACUCUGUUCUUUAAGACUC
Molecule: messenger RNA, 4192 nt
Organism: Oryzias latipes (Japanese medaka)
Lineage: Eukaryota; Metazoa; Chordata; Actinopteri; Beloniformes; Adrianichthyidae
Gene: akna
Product: AT-hook transcription factor
Biological process (GO): epithelial to mesenchymal transition; neuroblast delamination; neuroblast division in subventricular zone
Cellular component (GO): centrosome
Source: RefSeq, a predicted model, not a curated record